Sinocyclocheilus anshuiensis is the source of this 415-nucleotide messenger RNA. Its product is annotated as electroneutral sodium bicarbonate exchanger 1-like. Bases 15 to 395 code for a protein of 126 amino acids. The transcript has 3 exons. NCBI's taxonomy places the organism in Eukaryota, Metazoa, Chordata, Actinopteri, Cypriniformes, Cyprinidae. The record is from RefSeq and is a predicted model, not a curated record.
UGGUGGUAUGAAAGAUGUUGGACAUGGUCUUCUCUCAACACGAUCUGGCAUGGCUGGAUGAUAUCCUGCCCGAGAAGGAAAAGAAGAAAAAAGAGGAUGAAAAGAAGAACACCAAGAAGGACAAAAAGAAAGGCAAAGGAGGGGAUGACAGUGAAGACGACAAGUAUAAACCCAAUACAAACUGCUCCCCCAGUGAUUCGGACUUGGAUCGCAGCAUCACUCUGCACCUGAAGAUCUCCUGUCCGUCAUCCCCGGCGAUGCCAAUGACCAGAGGGAUGUCCUGCCCCAUGCCCCAGGUGAAGAUUGAGAUGGAGUCGGACUAUGACGACACUGAUAUUAACCCUAGAGGCAGACACAGAGAUCACAGGGACAUGAGCAGCGAGACGACGCUAUAAUGUCGGUUCUCCAGUUGUGC